Molecule: messenger RNA, 1614 nt
Organism: Funneliformis geosporum
Lineage: Eukaryota; Fungi; Glomeromycota; Glomeromycetes; Glomerales; Glomeraceae
Source: the annotation of a GenBank genome assembly
AUGGCGCAAAACCUACCAUCACUUUGCCUUUCUAAAAUCUUUGAAUUUCAUUCAGAUGAUUUAUUCACGUUACAUAGCUGUGCGCUUGUAAAUCGAGAUUGGUGUCGAUUUGCGAUUCCACUUCUUUGGAAGCGACCAUUUAUCUUUCUGCAUCAAUAUACACCAGAAACAUUGUCCAUACGUCUCAUGGAUGUUUAUUGUGCAGGAUUAUCAAAUAAAGAGCGUAAUUACAUAAAUAAAUUGUUGGGAAAUCUCGAGGAAAAGACUCCAAGCAAUUCAUUAUUCAACUAUGUUACAUUUUUAAGAGAAUUAGAUGUGUUGCAAGCAAGUUUUUGUAUAACGAGAUGGGCAUACUUCACGCAUGUUGAUUACAUGAUACAAACAUUACCAUUUAUAAAUAUAUUUUUACAACAUUUUGUUAACAAUUCCCCAAAGAUAACACAUUUAAAAUUCACAAUAAAUAAUAUAUACGGGUCCGCUGGUUGGCAUGAUAUUAAUUUAAAUUUGUUGAUUAGUAAGAAUGCCAAGGAUUGUUUUGAACAAUUGAAAGUAUUGGAUUGCGCCGGUGAUUUUAAUCCAAAACUUUUGUUUCUCUGUUCAAUGCUUUCCAAAAGAAUUGAAAAGAUUCGUAUCUCCAUUUAUAAUCAUUUUAAUCAACCUUCAAAUGAGAUCAACAAGUUACAGAAUUUAUGCUAUUUAAUUCAAUCACAACAAAGGUUGAAAAUUUUAAUCAUCGAGAAUGUCAAAAGUGGUUGUUUGGGUGAACAAGGCGUGUUGGGAAUAUUGGAAUUUACGGAUGGAAUUCAUCGUUCCCUUGAACAAUUAAUCUUUAGAGGCGUGGACUUUUAUAAUUAUAAUAUAAUAUUAUCCAUUAGUAAUCUUAGAAAAUUGAACACGUUAAAAUUUGAAAAAUGUAAUUUAUCCAAUCAUCCCCUGAACUUUGGUAAUUGGGGUAACAUGAGGGGACUCUCUAAUUUGACUAAUUUGAGUGUAUUCGGGUCAAAGAUUCCAUUCACUUUAUUAACUUUUAUGAUUUUUCAAACGAAAUUUGGAUUAACGGUCCUAGAUACGAGGACGAAUGAGAUUAAAGCCCAUGAAGUGAAUAAUUUGUUACAAAUUAUUUCUCAAAAUUGUAAACAUUUGGUAGAAUUUUUGACUCUCUUGACGCCAAAUCAUGAUCAUUUACCAUUGCUCUUACCAAUUUUAACUUCAAAUACAAAAUUGGAAAAAUUAGUAAUAGACACAGGAACAUUUGGUGGUGUCAACAUCGCCUCCCAUUCUGAGAAUGUUGACACUUUCCUUCCAAUACUUGGUAAACAUUUACCACCUUCCCUACGCGAUUUGAAUAUCAUUAUGGUAUGGUCAUUUCAUCAUGAAUCACUUGAUAAAUUCUUUCAGGAAUCUCGUGCAACCCUUGAAAUACUUCAAUUACAGUCAUGCUACUGUAUUAAGGAUGAACAUAUUGAUGUUAUAUUGAAACAUUCGAAAGAUCAUUUGAAGUUUUUAAAUAUCCAAGGGACCACAAAUAUUACCCAUGAUACUUGGAAUAAAUUACAACAAAACGAUCAACUUGUUGUCGAAUUUCACCAAGACGUGGGGAUAAAUCCUUAUUAA